AUGCCAGAUCACGCCUCCGAAGAUCCACAGGCCUCGCUCACGGCCUUCAUAUCCGGACCUCUGGAAGUUUCACAAGCGUAUUUUACCAGAUAUUACCGCCCACGCAUCGACGAUGCGAUCUCCUCAGGCCAUAAGUUCGUCGUAGGACCUGUGAGUGGUAUCGAUGCUCUCAGUCUGGAAUACCUGCUCUCUCGGGACGUAGAGCAGUCCCGAAUCAAGAUCUACAUGGCCGCGUUCGAAAUCGCAGCGCGCCCCGCUUUCGUGGCGGAGAUGAAGAGACGGCUUGGUGAUCACGGGGUGAUGGAAGCUAAGAGGGAAGAUGGAACAGGAGCACUGACUACUUGGGACAGAGAUGCUGCCAUGACUAGAGACAGCGACUAUGACAUUCUCAGGUUCAGGACCGAACGCGAACAGAAGAGCAUCUAUGGGGUUAUGUGGCGGCCUCGGGUCAGUAACACGGAGAGAAAUUGGAGAAGGAGGAAAGGUGAAGAUAGAAUGGAAGAAAGGCAUGUGGAGUACGUGUCACACGUUGACAGCUGGGAAAUGAAGCUGAGGGAGACUGUGCCGUGGAUGAGAGCGGAAAGCGACGACAAGAAUAUCGCGACACAGUGCGAUGGGCUUUGCGAUGCACACCGCGAUGUCGUGCAUUCCAUGUUUGGGAAGAUUGCAUUUGGAUACGGGAACGACGGCGAGAGACUUGCAUGA
Messenger RNA from Zasmidium cellare ATCC 36951, 705 nucleotides. RefSeq lists its product as uncharacterized. The transcript has a single exon. The record is from RefSeq and is a predicted model, not a curated record. Bases 1 to 705 code for a protein of 234 amino acids. Lineage: Eukaryota; Fungi; Ascomycota; Dothideomycetes; Mycosphaerellales; Mycosphaerellaceae.